CAUAUCACUAUUACAUAUACUUAACCUUAAAAAUGCAAACAAGAAGUACAGAUAUUUCAAAAUUGUUACUUAUUUUCAGCUUAAUUAAUAUUAAAUAUAGUAAAGAAUUAGAUCCGUUAGGUUAUGUAGUUUAUUGUCCAUGUAAUGGUCGUUUUGGCAAUCAAGCUGACCAUUUACUUGGGGCUUUAGCAUUUGCUAAUGGUUUAAACAGAACAUUAGUGCUACCUUCGUGGGUUGAGUAUAGAUACGGCGAACUAAAAUCUCGACAAAUUCCUUUUAAUACUUAUUUUCAAAUAAGACCCUUACAAAAAUUUCAUAAAUGCAUUACAAUGGAAAAAUUUAUGCAUCAUAUAGCACCAACUGAAUGGCCCCCAGAAAAAAGAAUAUCGUUUUGUUACACCAGUAGAGGUGAAGGAGAAUCAUGUAAUGCUAAAGAAGGGAACCCUUUCGGUUCUUUUUGGGAUACUUUUAGUAUUGAUUUCGUUGCAUCAGAAUUUUACUCACCUUUGCAUUUUGAUGUUCAUCACCACGAUAUGGCAAAACAAUGGAACGAAAGAUACCCUUCGAGGGAGUGGCCCGUUUUGGCCUUUACAGGUGCUCCAGCAAGUUUUCCAGUACAAUUUGAUAAUUUAUUUCUACAGAAGUAUUUAAUUUGGUCAGAAAGUAUUUUAGAUAAAGCCAAUCAUUUUAUAAAGAAUGUCUUACCAGAAGGUGCUUUUAUUGGUAUUCAUUUACGAAAUGGAAUCGAUUGGGUAAGAGCUUGUGAACAUAUACCCCAAAGUCCAAAUUUGUUCUCAGCCCCUCAGUGUCUAGGAUAUAAAAAUGAGAAAGGCAAAGCAACAAUGGAAAUGUGUCUACCAACUAAAGAAACUAUAAUAAGACAACUAAAACGUGUAAUAAAAAAGUUUAAUAAUGUCGAAAAUAAUAAGGAUAAUCCAAUAAGAAGUGUUUUUGUGGCUUCAGACAAUAACCACAUGAUUGAUGAAUUAAAUGAUGCUUUGAAACGAAUGGAAAUUAAAGUUUUUAAAAACCACGAUUCUUCACCUCAUGUUGACCUAGCCCUUUUAGGAAAAUCAAACUAUUUUUUAGGUAAUUGCAUUUCGUCAUUUAGUGCUUUUGUUAAAAGAGAAAGAGAUGUUAAUGGAUUUCCUUCCUCAUUUUGGGGGUUUCCAGUAGAAAAAACUUCUAUAAGCAGUUCUAAGAGAGAGAAUCAUGACGAAUUAUGAUAAAUAUGUUCCACAAACUAUACAAAUGAUUUUAAUUUAUUUGUAAAAAUUAAGAUUAGAUUUAUAAGAAAAUGUUAUUCUUGCUAUUACAAUGAUCAGAUAUAGUAUUUGUUGAGUGUUAUCCAUUGUUUCGCUAUAGCUUUUAGGUGUAAUUUUGUAAUUGGGGUUGUUAGUCAUUUAAAUAAGUUACAUUUA
Messenger RNA from Agrilus planipennis (emerald ash borer), 1421 nucleotides. Its product is annotated as GDP-fucose protein O-fucosyltransferase 1. The transcript has 4 exons. Gene Ontology annotation, biological process: Notch signaling pathway; protein O-linked glycosylation via fucose. The coding region runs from base 33 to 1226 and encodes 397 amino acids. Gene Ontology annotation, molecular function: peptide-O-fucosyltransferase activity. NCBI's taxonomy places the organism in Eukaryota, Metazoa, Arthropoda, Insecta, Coleoptera, Buprestidae. The record is from RefSeq and is a predicted model, not a curated record.